This is a messenger RNA of Arctia plantaginis, 5535 nucleotides long. The record is from the annotation of a GenBank genome assembly. Lineage: Eukaryota; Metazoa; Arthropoda; Insecta; Lepidoptera; Erebidae.
AUGCCAGCGCCGCUCAUGUUGUACUGCUUCUCAAUAACUUUAAUGUGGAUAUGUGUAACAGCAGACGAAAUUUUAGUGGUGCGACCAGCCAACGUCACGGUAGAGCCACCAGAUCUCCGCUCAAUUGGUAGAGUGCCUCCAUAUCACACAUCCAGUGGUGUUGGCAAUCACCAGGGUCACUUCUCCCAUGGUGGCCUUGCGCGUGUCGAGAUAUGGCCGCGCCCUUCAUUUAAACAUAUGGAUACGGUUCGGCUUCCUCCCAACAUAGACCAUGUUGACGACGGCGCCUGUCAUAGGCCAUGCCCUCCAAAUCACUUUUCGUGUCAGAUCGCUUGCAUCUGUAUUCCAAUGGCAAAACGUUGUGACGGUACAGUAGAAUGUGCCGAAGCUGAAGACGAGAAAGGUUGUGCACCAGCCUGUGACGAAAAUCUUAACCGAACACUCUGCCAUAACACCAAUAUAUGCAUAAAGAUAGAUUGGCUUUGUGAUGGAGACAACGACUGCGGUGACUUCUCAGAUGAAACUCGUUGCGGUGGACUGACAAACUGUACAUCGCAGCAGUUUCAAUGUGCCAACGGCCUUUGCAUCCAUACGGACUGGGUAUGUGACGGUGACAAUGAUUGCCGUGACAACUCCGAUGAAACCAACUGCACUAAAGGAAGAGGGCCCAGUGAUCAAUUCAUUGGCCGGGGUGGCGAGUGUAUUUCCAAACAUUGGCGUUGCGACAAGGAACCCGAUUGUCCUGACAGCACCGAUGAAGCUGACUGUCCUGUUGAUCUUAUACGAUGUGGUGAGAACGAGUUUCAAUGUGAUAACAAAAAAUGCAUUAACAAAGACUUCAACUGCGACGGAGACAACCGAUUCCCGGGACGGACGGAAAGGGGAAACUCUUGUCCCAUGCUCCCGGUAGCUGUGGGGGGGGGAAAUUCAGAGAGGGAUUGUACGGACAGUGAAGAUGAACUGAAUUGUGAACCUAACACAAUGCGAAACUGUACUACUGAUGAAUAUACUUGCCUCGAUAGGAGGUGCAUACUGAAAACCUGGCUUUGCGAUGGUGUUCGCGACUGUACUAACGGCGAAGAUGAGAUGAACUGCGAGGUACACUGUGAAGAAGAUCAAUACACCUGCAAAACUCAAGAGCAUCUUAUUAGCAGCGCAUUCAGGAAUUGUGUAAACAGAAAACACGUUUGCGACGGCAUGAAGGAUUGUCCUGAAGGUGAUGAUGAAGAUAAAUGUCCUCUGAAAAGGGAGUGUACUCAAGAAGAUCAUUGUGAACCUGGCAUGUGUAUCACUACGUAUGAUGAACGACAGACUUGCACCUGCGAUCUCGGCUUCCUACUCGCCAGCAAUAAUUAUACUUGCCGUGACAUUGAUGAAUGCAUGUACGAACAAGACCCAGUAUGUUCUCAAACAUGUUCUAACACCGUGGGAAGUUUCAAAUGUGGAUGCAUGACGGGCUAUGUGUUGAGACCCGAUGGUAGAUCCUGUAAGCCAACAGGAGAAUCACCUACGCUUCUCUUUUCAAACAGGAUUGGAAUACGACAAGUCUGGCUAACUGGAGACAACUACAUGCCAGUGGUGAAAGGGCUACAUAAUGCAGUCGCCUUGGACUACCACUAUGAAAAACAACUGGUGUUCUGGACAGAAAACAACUUGAGGGUCAUCAGGGUAGCACAGAUUAAUAACAAUAAUCUAACUGAUGUUAUAAGGUGGGGAUUAGAAACACCGAGUGGCGUUGCCGUUGAUUGGAUUCACGAUCUUCUAUUCUGGACUGACUCUGGUACCAGACGUGUAGAAGUAACCACGUUAGACGGAUCUCAAAGGGCCGUCAUUGCUGCCAACGAUCUGGAUAAACCAAGAGCAAUAGCGGUACAUCCUGGAGAUGCUUUGGUCUUUUGGACAGACUGGGGUCCCAAUCCUAAGAUAGAAAGAGCGGAUAUGGACGGUAGUAGACGCAAAAGUGUCAUAGUCGAUAAAAUAUUCUGGCCAAAUGGAUUAACUAUCGAUUAUACGGAUUCAAAAAUAUACUGGGCGGAUGCUAAACACCACGUUAUUGAGAAAGCCUCAUUUGAUGGACAUUAUCGGAAAAGAAUUACUAAUAAAGGACUACCUCAUCCUUUCGCUCUCACUUUGUUUGAAGACGCGAUCUAUUGGACGGAUUGGCACACGAAGAGCAUAUCCACAGUGAACAAAAAUACCGGCAUGGGCAUACAGACUGUUCAUGCCGGGCUGAAUGUUCCUAUGGAUAUACACAGUUACCACCCACUUCGACAAAUAAGAACGUACAAGAACCGCUGCGGCUACAACAACGGUGGUUGCUCUCAUUUUUGUUUGCCGAAUAGCGACGACCAUUCUUGUCGUUGCCCCGUUGGUUUCAAUCUUAACGAUGAUGGCCGGACAUGUGAAGAAAAUCCAGAGAAAUUGUUACUUUAUGCGCGCAAGAAGGACAUAAGGUUGAAACAGUUGAAUCCGAGGAAACAAACUGAUUCAUUGGAUAUGGUGAUUCCUGUGGAAACGAUAAAAUCUGCCGUGGCCUUAGACUGGGAUCACAACAGCAACUCCAUUUUCUGGACGGACGUUGACAAGGAUACGAUAAAUCGCGCUUACCUCAAUGGCUCUCAUCAAAACGUCAUUGUUAACUCUAAUCUGAUCUGGCCAGCGGGAUUAGCAUACGAUUGGAUAACCAACAAACUAUACUGGACCGAUGCGGGAACCAACAGGAUCGAAGUAGCUAAUGCGGAUGGUAGCAUGAGAACAUUACUGGCAUGGGACAACAUAGACAAGCCCAGAGACAUUGUUGUUGAUCCUAAAGCUGGAGUAAUGUAUUGGUCUGAUUGGGGGACAUCGCCCUGCAUCGAGAGAGCAGACAUGGACGGUGGAAACCGCAAACGUUUGAUCGUCGGCAACAUGACCUGGCCGAACGGAUUAGCUCUUGACUUCACCAAUAAUCGGAUAUAUUGGACUGAUGGUGGAAACAAAACGAUUGAAUAUGCUAACCUGGAUGGCACGGGCCGGUCUAUUUUGAUUGGUCAACAUCUACCGCAUCCAUUCGGCCUGGACCUUUACGGAGACGAAGUCUUCUGGACUGAUUGGGAAACGCAAUCCAUUCAAGCAGCCAAUAAGUUUACUGGAAAGAAUCGACGGACAUUAGGUGCUGGUGUGGCAGGUCUCAUGGAUGUGAGGAAGGAUGGCAAAACAUGCCCUGCUGGUCCGGUGAACUAUUUGAUAUUUGCUCAUCGAGUAGAUAUUCGUGUCGUUUCUCUUGAUGUUCCGUAUCUAAUUGACGUGCCGUUACCUUUACCUCCAUUGAAGAAUGCUUUUGGUGUUGACGUUGAUCACAAAACAUCGCUUAUCUAUUGGACUGAUACUGGUGAAAGAAAAAUUCAACGAGCUAACAGGGCCGGUGACACUAUAGAUACCAUCAUUGGAAAAGGCCUGCAUACAGUAGAUGGGCUAGUCAUUGAUUCGACUGGUCGUAAGAUUUACUGGACCGAUGGUGGACGAAAUAGUGUUGAAGUGGCUGAGCUUGACGGUAGUAACAGAAAAGUUCUAUUUUGGACUGGACUUGAUUCACCUCGUGCUAUAGCUUUACAUUACGAAUACGGACUAAUGUUUUGGUCAGAUUGGGGAAAAUCGGCAAAGAUCGAACGAGCUGAUAUGGAUGGAGGCAACAGGCGUGUAAUUGUAGAGAGCAAAGUCAAAUGGCCUAACGGUCUUGCUAUUGACAAAAUGGAGAGUCGCCUUUACUGGAAUGAUGCUAAAAUCCUAACAAUUGAAAGUUCAGACUUCAACGGGAAUGAUCGUCGCACUAUUUUAAGCAAUGUCCCGUAUCCUUACGGUAUCGUUAUAGUAGCCCAACACGUAUAUUGGACCGAUUGGAGGACUCAAGCCCUCCACAGAGCUGAUAAAAUGAAUGGAAAAAAUUCUAUCAUUAUUAGACAAAAUUUGGAAGGGCUUAUGGACAUUCGCGCCGUUCUGACUGAACGUGAAUUAGAAAACAUUUGUGGCGAUGACAAUGGCGGUUGCUCCCAUCUCUGCCUUCGAGCUCCUCAAGGUUUCUCAUGCGCUUGCCCGACUGGUCUACUUUUCAACACCAGUGAACUCAAUCCAAAAAUAUGCCGAAGUUAUCCCGAGAACUUCUUAUUUUUUGCAACUAAAACUAGCAUUGCACUUAUUUCAUUUGACACUCCGGAGCAAUGGGAUGUACCACUGCCAAUAAAAGUGCAGAAUGCUGUUGCCGUUGAUUUCCACUGGGAUCAAAAGCUUCUGUUUUAUACAGAUGUUGAUAUGGAUGUCAUAAGAUCUAUAAAUAUGCUAAAUAUGAGUGAUACGAAAGACAUUGUCAAGGGGAAUAUGGGUAUUCCUAAUGGUUUAGGUAUAGACUGGAUCGCAAACAACAUGUAUUGGACUGACAACGAAUACAAGGUCAUCGAAGUAGCUAGGUUGGACGGUACAUCAAGAAAAACCUUGCUGAGCAAUUUAAGUGAACCCAGAGCUCUGGCACUAUUUCCAGCGAAAGGGUAUCUUUAUUGGAGCGACUGGGGCCAAACGCCAUGUAUCGAAAGAGCAUACUUAGACGGCAGCCAAAGGAAAAUAAUCGUUAUCCAAGACGUUGGUUUUCCGAAUGGAAUCACUAUAGAUUACAAAGAGAGACGACUGUACUGGACUGAUGCUUUAAGACAUCGCAUCGACACAUCUGACUUGAAUGGCCAGCACAGAGUUCAGCUAAUACCAGAAGCUAAGAAUCCGUUUGGGAUGACACAGUUCAAUGACUACAUAUACUGGACUGACUGGUACAAGAAAGCUGUUAUGAGAGCUAAUAAAAAGACUGGAAUGAAUGUAACUGAAAUAAGAACAGACUUAGAGAUGACAAUGGAAAUAAAAGCUGUAUCAGGCGACAAGCAACAUGGAUGGAAUCCUUGCAGGGAAAAUAACGGCGGCUGCUCACAUCUUUGCUUCUAUAAGUUACAUGAUUAUAUUUGCGCUUGCCCUGAUGUACAAGAUCAUCGUCCAUGCUCGACAGUUCCUAAGAACUCUGUUGACCUCAAGAUGCCUUCACAUUAUCCAGUAUUUGAGGACUACACCGACCUACACACGGACAGUCCAGUACCUCCAGUACAGCCUGAAGCGCCUGAUACGAGUACAGGAGCCAUCAUCAUCACUGUAGCCAUACUCACUUUUAUAAUAGUCGGCAUAUUCAUCAUUGUACUUGUGUGUGUAAAACUACAUAGAGAUCGUGGCGGUGAUCUGAAGGAAAAUUAUCGCGAUUCUGGAGGCCAUAUUUCCUUCCAUAACCCGAACUACAGUUGCACUACGGGCGCAGGUGGGCCGAGCGCAGAGCCAAUAGAACGUCGAACAAAUCGUUUCCAGGGCAUUUUCAAAUACGACAAAAAUCAGGAACGUGUCACCAACGUUUACAUACCUGAAGGCACAAGUCUGCUACCACCACCGCCUCCGCCGCCACACCGACAACCGCCCUCAAGGCCAGCUACACACGACGACUUCGAACCCGUAACUUUACACUCAUACGCUUAA